UUGACUUCACAAGGUUGUAAAUGAUGUAAUGAAGUGCCACUUCUAAGCGGUAUGAGGCAGCAACACUCCACUCCACCGUUUAGCCUGUUUAUAGGAGGAGGAGGAGAAGAAGACAAAAAUCCGCCAGUCUGUUAUGUUUGUCUAUGGGUUUCCGAUGAAUUUUCGCUUUCAGGCAUGUCUAUAGCUCCUAAAGCAUGGAAAAACUUGCUGCGUCUGGAGAUGGCACAUCCGCUCAUCUAAGCCAAACAUCUAAUUACAUAACAGUACCUCUGGACACCAUUAUAAAGGACCAGAAAAUCCUUUCUUAUGGCGGAUCAACAGCAUUUAAAAGUGGCUGGAAACAAACAUCCCCUUUGCAAACCAGCAACGAACAGAUUUUGACACAAAAUCAACAGAAUAACGAAUCUUACUUAAGACAAUCUACAGUGUCAUUUUAUAGACCGACUGGACAGAGCGGGAAUAGUUUUAUACAAGUGCUCCCUAAUGCCAACUAUCCUCAGCACAAAUCACAACUUUUCUGCUCAAAUGCUAGACCACCAGAAAUUUCUGCCACAGGUGAGAAAGUCUUGGAUCGUCAAUGGCCAAUUCAGUCAAGUUCUUCAUCCUUUGAAUACCAAAAAGCAUCUUUAGCCUUAAACACCACAAAUAGCUCACAGCAGUCACAUAUUCCGAGUAUGUUCAUUCUGAAUGCUAAUAAUCUCAGUGGAAGCUGGAAGAACAAUCAAUUCAUUCAGCAACAGCAUGUGAAUAUUACUAAUAAUUUACCUAAGGACUCCAUCAGUCAGGGAUUGCUCACUGGUUUUAUUUUAGCACAAGCUCCUGUGAUCACAUUUCAACCUUUAACAAACAAAAUCCGGACGAAUGAAACACCACUUCAUCAACAAAAUGCUUGUAUGCCAAAAGAUAUCUAUCAGCAGAAGUAUGCAACUCAGAAAGCUAUCGCUGUUGUUACACCAUUGACUCAAGCGGCAGUAGCAGGUGUUACGUUCUCAAAUAACCUGGCCGAAGUGAAAGGGGGAGACCCUCAAGGAAGAUCUGUAUCAAAUAAGAAUGACCAUCAACCUUACAUACCACAUACUUGCCAAACAACAAAUGAAAGUGGUGCAAAAAGUUUGAAUGAUUCUACAAUACAAACAAAGGAAAUACAAUCAAAAUCAGUACUAGCCCCUAGACUUUUUCAUUGUUUAAAGGAUGAUGGACCUGCUGAAAACAAUAAACUUCCUGGUCUGAGUGAAAGAUUGGCGUCAGUUUCUCUUAAUAGUAUGAGGGUACAGAGAAGGGAGGAGGUACAACAGCCUUCCACUGGCGAUGACAGUAGUGUUAAACUUCUCCGUGACAGUGAUGCUACGGUGAUGAGCAGUAAUUCUGUGGGCAUGAACACGAGAUUGGAUGCUAGAAUGGAUACAUUGUCUACCAUACCUGUACAGGAGUGGUCUCUUCAGAGAUUGCAUGAGUCUAUCACUCAAAUGGAGCAGACACAAAAAAGUCAGCAGAAAGACUUACCUUGCGAUAACCUCUUCGACGAGAUUCUGAAGAUGUAUUGGAAUGGAGAUUAUAAGAAAUUGUGCAAUGCUGCAAAAUCAAACAUUUAUAAAGACAUCAUUAAAGAAGUCAGACUUAACUGCAGCACAGAAAAUUCUGUAAUACUCCAAGGAGUUUCAAGAGAGAGACUGAAUGAAAUUGCAUCAAGCGUUCACAUUUUAGAACAUGGCACUGAAUCACCUAAGAUGGGGUACACAUCAUCCUGGUUAAAUCUCACUGAGAAUCUCCAUGACAUUGACAAGGAACAUGGUUAUCUUUCAACUUUAAUGACUUUGCAGUCCAAAAAUAAAAUCGCUGCCAAGGAAGCGCCAGUAAGAGAGAUGGAAAACAGGCCAGAGCUUUCAAAGGAAAAGUUAAAAGCAUCUGAUAAAGCACCGAGUGGAGGAGAGGAACAAAGGAAACCAUUACCCCCUGAGCACCAACAGAACUCAUGUGCUAAAGAUGACAAAACAGUAAGAAAAGACCCAGUGGGUGUGAAUGUUGAAAAGAUGUGCUCUGAAAAAGUGAUAGAAGGACAAAACAGUACAAAUGUGAAAAGUGUGAUUUCGGAAAGAGUACAAUCAGAACAACCAAAUAAAACAGUGGGUGAAAAUCAGGCACCUUUGCUUACGCCGUCAGGUACAAAACCAAUGAUUUUGUUCAAACUCCUCAGCAGAGACACAACGCCUGUUUUAGACAAAGAUGAUUCUGUUAAGAUGAGCAUCCUUCCACUAGAGAAAGCAGAGGAGCCAAAUGUAGAUGUGGACAACAUGAUCAAAGAAGAUGCACAACUUUUAACAGACAGCAGUCAAGUCACUGUUGAAUUGUUUGAGGAGGAUAAAAAAUGCAUAGACAUGGAAAUUAAAUCAGAUGAAAUAAGCAAAGGAAUUAAAAUCAACUGGAAAUUGGAGAAGUACUGUUGUCUUCCAAAAUGGUUCCAGGUUUUGGGUUAUAGAAAUAGAGGACUUUGCAAGUGUGUAAAAAGAUCUGAACUGAGUCAUCAUGCUGAUGCCUCAGGCGAAGGUGUGAAGGAGGUUAAUGCAGACAAGAACAGAUAUCCUUUCAACAAAGCUUGUAAGCGCACUGGUACUGACAUUUGUGAGUUGAGGGAUAGCAAACAGGCAAAAAAUCACAAGAAUGGACAAAAAAUCUCAUCUGUUACAUCACCAGUUGUUGAUGAUGGAAGCAUGGAUGAGCUUGAGAUUGUGGAGGUCAUCACAAACUUUGAAGAUGUAGUUAAAUUGGCACAUGCAAUGUCUGAGCAGGUCAAAGAAAUGCCACUUUUAACACAUACAUCACAUGAGUCCACAUCACGCAGAGAUCACCACAAAGAGUGCAAGACAGGAGAAACAAUAAGAAACCUUGUAUUAUUUGGCGCCUCGAAUGUGAGACAUGGGAAAAAUAUUUCUGGAUUUAUGUCAUCGGAUAAGGUGCAUCUUCCACCAGAAACAGUUAACAUACGAAUAGGUUCUAAUUGGAAUGAAAACCCUAACAGUACUAAAAGUCCUAAAAGCCACACUUCAAAACAGCAAGUUUGGAAUUCCUGGAAGAAGGCCCAUGUUUUAUCAGCGAUGACUCCAUACAGAAGGUCAAAGAAACAAAAACAGACAAAAGCCCCAGCAUCAAAAAGUGAUGAAAAUACCUCCUGUUUGACAUCAGCAGAUAAACAGAAAAAUACAGAUGGAGAUCAAUCCAUGAAAAAAUCCAGGAAGAAAAUCAGUUUGACCAGACAGGAUCAAAUAAGGAAGCUGAAACGAAAUAAAAUGUUGGCAUCAACAAAUCUCAAGAAAAGACGGAAUUAUGCACAUCAUGGGAGCAAACUUAUGAAGUCCUCUUUUGAUUCGGCUCAGGUCAUUAAUCCAAGUAAAAAGAAAUUAAACACGGGUUUGGCCUUAAAUUUUGGAGUUCUGCCAGAAUCUUUCAACAUAUCAGAUGACAGUUCCUCUGUGAAAGCCAGUCAAUCUGCAAGUGCAGAAAGCAGUUCAAAAGAUGAAACUGUGGUGAAAAUCAAAAGGACGUGGGGCAUGUCAGGUACGUGGUGUGAAAGCCCCCGGAAGAAACAGUGCCUCAAAUCAGUCCCUACCCUAACAAACUCAUCCAAGAUCAGCACAUUCCAAGAGUUCAAAAAGAAAUAUGAAGAAAAAAGGCAGAAAAUUCCAAUCUAAAUAUUCUUUUAAAUUCUAUAAAAAGGAUUUCAUCAAUGAUGUUAUUAAAAAACCCUUUUGGUCACGCUUUUGUACAUAGUAUGUGUAAUUAACUAAUUAACUAAACAUCUCUUUCAAUAUAUACAGGAAAAUAAUCACUUAACAUAGUAAUGCAACCCACCUCACUGAAACAGUGCUGCAGGGCAUUAUUAUUUUAUUUGACAUUAUUUGAAACUGAGCAUCACCUGUCCAUACUGCUGUUGAACAUAUAUUUUGCAAUUAAUACUUGUUUAAAUCAGUUAUUCAUACAGUUAUAAGUUUACAGUUUCUUGUUUUGUAUGAUGUCAUUAUAAAUAUGUAUAUAUAUGUGUGUGUAUAUAUGUAUGUGUGUAUAUAUAUAUGUAUGUAUAAAUACAUAAAUACAUCAA
This is a messenger RNA of Tachysurus vachellii, 4093 nucleotides long. RefSeq lists its product as uncharacterized. The coding region runs from base 195 to 3686 and encodes 1163 amino acids. The transcript has 4 exons. NCBI's taxonomy places the organism in Eukaryota, Metazoa, Chordata, Actinopteri, Siluriformes, Bagridae. The record is from RefSeq and is a predicted model, not a curated record.